Messenger RNA from Cuscuta campestris, 1647 nucleotides. The record is from the annotation of a GenBank genome assembly. Lineage: Eukaryota; Viridiplantae; Streptophyta; Magnoliopsida; Solanales; Convolvulaceae.
CUCAGUUGAGAAGAUCCACCAGAGUCAGAAAACCUUCCACGAGACUUUCGGAGGAUGAUUUUGUGUUAGUCACAGAUGGAGGAGAGCCAGAGACAUAUGAUGAGGCUAUGUCACAUGUGCACCGCGAGAAGUGGAGAAACUCGUGUUUUGUCGAGAGAAGGCCGGUUUGUUUGCUCACUCCAUGUAGGAGUGAGGGGGAGAUUUGUUGGGAAAUUUCCCUCCUACAUGGAGGAAGUGUUCAAUUUUAAUUGGACAACACAUUAUAUCUCUCUUUUGUUUUGGGCUUAUUUUUUGUGUGUAAAGUUUUAGCCCAAAUAUUUUAUGGUGGCCCAUAUACUAAAUAAAUGAAAAGAAAAAAAAAAGAGAGAAAGGGAUAAGGGAGAAAGAAAGAAAAAGAAGAGGUGAAGAAUGGGCAGUAGCUAACGCAGGAAGAGAGAAGAAAAAAAGAUUUCCGCCACUCUCUACAGCAGCAACUUUUCACCUCCGGAUCGAAGGCCAAACGAAGUCCGAUCGUGCUCAAAUUUUAGUAUGUUGUUCCUCACAUACUCCUCUUCAAAUCCAACGGUCAGAUUCUCAUUUUGAUGCCCGAAAGGCUGUUUUCUAGCUGCGUUUUCAUACCUGCGUUUUUGGGAGUUUUUACUCCAUUUUAUGUUGAAUUGUUGAUUGUUGUUGUUCCAAGGUUGCUCCUUGAUGAUUAUGUAUGCCUCUAGUGUUUACUAGAGAGGAGAACUUGUUGUACCCACUUGGUUCUUGGUGAUUAGUGGAAGUUUGGGUGCCGUUGUUGAGCGGCCGUGGUUUUCUCCCCGAUUUGGGGUUUCCACGUAAAUCGUGUGUUCUUAAUUUUAUUUCCGUUGCUAUUUAUUUGUGGUGGUGGUGCUGAUUUCUAGAGUAUAUUGUGCUUUGUUAUUCAUCUUAUUAAUUUGGGGAAAAGAUUUUAUACGCUUCCGUUGUGUUUUGUUCCGUUCUUCCCCAACACUGUCAAGUUGCAUAUUGCCAUACGCCACUGAUCUGUUCUUUUUGGCUGCAUUUGUGGGAUCUCUACCCAAACGUGGGCUGAUCUAACAAAUGUUAAAUAGAAGAAGACAAUACCUUUUAUCCUCUCUCUAUUCCCCUGUCUCCUUCUUCUUCAUCACUUCUCUGGACAUGAAUCUUCAUCAUCAUCAUCAUCAUCCUCGCGCAUCGCCGAUUCUGCUUCUGGUUAUUGUUAUGCUAUUCACUCUCAAUCGCUCGAAUUACUGCAGGCGCGUCAAUCUCAGUGUCGCCGAUGAAGGAGAAGAUGACGAAGAAUCAAGGUCGCCGGCGAUGGAUUCUCCGCCCGAACAAUUGCUCAAUUGCAGCGGAGGCGGCGGCAAAGAGGGCCGCCGCGCAUCUGAUAGAGGUUACGCUGUUUCCAACAAGGUUGUUCCCGGCGGCCCCAACCCGCUUCACAAUUGAAGGAUGAUUUGUGCACUGCCAUUCAGAAUGGACUUUGAAAAUCGAUUAGCCAUAGUUUGUUCCUUCUCUAAUCAAAUUUGCUUGGUUGUACAGAUGUAGUAUAAAGAACACGAGUUUCAUUUUGAUUUUAAUUUUUUAAAAUUGUAUACUCGUAAAUUGUACUCCGUAUGCUUAUUAUUUGUACAGUAUCACAAAUAAAUUGUGGCAUAAUUU